CUUGUCGAAGCCACAGAAUGGAUGGACAAGCGGGCGAUCUAUUCAUUUGGCCCAUUGUUCUUUUGAGGAUCUAUUCUUCGCUGUAAUCUUGCUACACCAAGCGGGGUAUAUAAGCCGUAACAAGACGAGGGGGCUGCAGAACCCUUAACACACUCAACUAGUCACAAGUCGCAUCCUUGAUUUUCAGUUGCACCAUGACCAAACCAGGAGAUCAUAUUAAACGGCCCAUGAACGCGUAUAUGGUAUGGUCGAGAAAAGAGCGAAGGAGGAUAGCAGAGGAAUGCCCGCGUAUGUUGAACUCGGAGAUAAGCAAAAGGCUAGGACUCGAGUGGAAUUCGCUCACUUUGGACGAAAAACAGCCUUACGUAGAAGAAGCCAAAAGACUGCGCGAACUGCAUAAAAAGGACUAUCCGGAUUACAAAUAUCAACCGAAGCGCAAACCCAAAACAAGUCCAAAACUUAAAACACCGGGACUAAACCCGUUUAUGCAUGGCUAUGGGGAGAUGCCAGGGAUAGGUAUGCCUCCUCCAACGAACCUAUGCCAACCAAUGGCUUCCCAUAUGGGUCCUAUGGUUAACAUGGCAAGCUGCCCUGGAUCGUGCACACUGCCAGAGCCUCCACCGCCCUACCAUUUUUCCCCGCACUACUCCUUCGUGCAGAAUAUCUCGGACUAUAAGAAUCAAUGUGGUUCGCAUCUAUCACUGAUGAGCAGGGAUCUGCCAUACCCGUCACCCAUCGGAUAUCCAUCGCACGGCGCAUCGCACCCGGUGCAGUUUGUACAUCGCAGUCUUAUUCCAGACUCUGGGUCUGUCGUACACGCGACUUCACCCAUAGACGCACGAAGUGGGCUAGCGAGACAUCCUUUAGACUGUGUUGUCAUGCGGCCGGAGGGUUACUGACAAACGUUUUAUUUCAUUGAGUCUAAAAAGCUUAAAGGACAUUUUUAGGACCUGUAAAGAAAAUGGCAUAAGUAGAAGUCGUAGAAAGUUUAGGUAAUCGUGUUAGUGUUUAGGACGGCAAAUGGUCAUCGUAUAACAAGUUACUAUGGAGUUUUACCACAGAAACCGAACGUUCAAUAGAAGCGUCGCUUAGCAAAGCAGCACGUUCUAAUGUUUACAAAAAUCUGCUUUAUCACUUUCACGGAUUAACAGGUUUAGUUUACCAAACCUUAGAUUGUUUUACAAAACAUCGAACAAUCUUUCUUUCGAGAAAAGAAAAUAUUUUGUAACCUGUAAAAGCACUAGUUCCUCUUUUGUAAAUUUGUAAUUAAAACGACUUUUUGAAAAAUGUAGGUUUUUACAACCUUAAAAGGCCAUCCUGUAUAAAGAAAAAUUGAGGAUUAUUUAUUGUUAGUUCCCACUCAUUCUAUGAAUGGAGGGGUUCAAUAUGUGAUGAAUUUUUUUUAAACAAACGAACUUUGUAAAUAAAGAGUAUCUUUAAAAAGCUAA
This is a messenger RNA of Nematostella vectensis (starlet sea anemone), 1448 nucleotides long. RefSeq names its product transcription factor Sox-21-B. The record is from RefSeq and is a predicted model, not a curated record. Bases 195 to 899 code for a protein of 234 amino acids. The transcript has a single exon. Lineage: Eukaryota; Metazoa; Cnidaria; Anthozoa; Actiniaria; Edwardsiidae. Gene Ontology annotation, biological process: anatomical structure morphogenesis; regulation of DNA-templated transcription; cell differentiation. Gene Ontology annotation, molecular function: DNA-binding transcription factor activity, RNA polymerase II-specific; RNA polymerase II cis-regulatory region sequence-specific DNA binding.